Messenger RNA from Gryllus bimaculatus (two-spotted cricket), 3182 nucleotides. The record is from the annotation of a GenBank genome assembly. NCBI's taxonomy places the organism in Eukaryota, Metazoa, Arthropoda, Insecta, Orthoptera, Gryllidae.
GCGCCGGCCGCCAGUGUCCGCGUCGCAGUCAUGGAGAGAGGGACGCUCGCUCGCAUCGUGCUGGCACUGGCCGCCGCCGCCUCCGCCGCGCACGCGCAGCAGGGCUACGAGGAGUGCGCCAAGUACGCGGAGGCGGUGUACAGGUACGAGAAGACGUUCCACAUCCCGCCGCAGACGGUGAAGGUGGAUCAGUGCGCCAUCAAGGGCGUGCCGUUCAUCGUGGGAGGCGAGCAGGCCAGCUCCGACGAGUUCCCGCACAUGGCGCUGUUGGGCUACGGAGACAACGCUCAGCAGCCCGAGUGGGCGUGCGGGGGCUCCCUGGUGAGCGAGCGCUUCGUGCUCACCGCCGCCCACUGCAUCUUCACUUCGCUGGGCAGCCCCAAGGUGGUGCGCCUGGGGGAGCUGAACCUGAAGACGACCAAGGAGACGAACAGGCACGAGGACUUCGCCGUGGCGCAGAGCAUCCCGCACCCCGAGUACAAGGACGGCGUCUACUACAACGACCUGGGGCUGCUGCGCCUGGCCAGGGACGCCACCUUCACCGCCUCCAUCCGGCCCGCCUGCCUGCACACCACCAAGGAGACGGGCGCCGAGGCCAUCGCUAGCGGGUGGGGCUACACCGACUGGGGUGAGGCCAGCCACUCAAUACCUACACCUGAAAUCACUGAACAUCUUAUGAAAGUGAAACUACCCAUUCAGAAGACAGAAAUCUGCAAGAACUCGUACAAGACCCUGGCUACAACAUCUCGCCUUCGAAAUGGCAUCUCUGAAGAUUCAAUGGUGUGCGCGGGAACACUACAAGGUGGCAAAGAUACAUGCAGGGGUGACUCGGGCGGACCUCUCCAGAUGAGGAUGACAACGCAGUACUGCAUGUACAGCCUGGUGGGCGUCACUUCCUUCGGGAAAGGCAACUGCGGGACCAGCAAGUCUCCGGCCAUCUACACUCGCGUCUCGUAUUUCGUGCAGUGGAUUGAGAGCGUGGUGUGGCCCGACGAGAAGUAAAGAUGCAGAGACAAAGCUGUUGGCAGUGACUAAGUGGCGAUUAUAACAGGUUAUGGAAGGAACUUUAAUAUUUGGAGACUGAUGUACUCGUGAAAUCUUGAUGUUUUAAGUGUGUAUUGUAACAAAUAUGUGAAUGUGAUUAUUUAUUUAUGUGUGUCGAAUAACUAGUCUGUAAUAAAUACAAUCUUUAAUUAGUAAAAAUUACUGUAUGCCAAUUAUCAUUGUAGAUGUAAAUGACAAGCAUUUGUCAAAACAAUGAACUAAUUUCAUUGACAAUUCAGUAUCUAGACGCUCUCACAUACUUCUAAUUUUAAAUCAAAUAAUUCGAAGAUAUACAACCUCUAAUAAAAAUGUGGAUUUUUUAUUUUGGAAAAAAAUCACAGAUCAACAGCGGAAAAGUAUUGUAUAAAUGUUUUGGUGAACUUUACGUUACCCUUAAGUAAAUUUCCAUGGAAAAAAUUCAUAAUUAAAAGAAUACCUGACCUUGUAGAUUUUUUAAAAAAAAUUACACUGAAAUAAGCAGGUUCAGUUUAAAAAAUAGAUUCAGAAAUGUUAUAUAAAUAGUGUAAAUGUUUCUUAAGAUGGAAUAUAAAGAAUGUAAUUUUAUAUAAAAAUAUUAUGUACCGGAAAAGUGGGUCCAGCGAGACAGUAAAAACCGCCAGACAUUUAGUAUAAAUUUGAGGAAGAUUUGGGUUGAGUGGUUAGUAGUAUACCUAAUGGGGAUAUUUUAGACAUUUAUGUAUACUCUGUGCUUCCUAUGUUGCUGUUUCAAGACUGCUGCUGAGUUUCUGUUAAAAUAUUUCAUUGUUCAGAGAUAAGAGAGUAAUUUUUUACUUAAUUUCUACUACAUUUCUUUCAGUAAGACGUGCAGUAUUGAUCGAAUUUCAUUCUAUAACCCGAAAGCACGUAAUUUCAACAAAAUACUGAUCAUGUGGAUAUGAAUAUUAUUACCAAUUAUGAAUCUAGAAGGUCACUUAGACAUGUUAUGCAUUUGGGAACAGUAAACAAACACAUGUUAGUCAUUAUUAUUACUCAUUGUAUUACAAAUACAUUAUGUAUGUAUUUGGGAACAGUAAAACAUUAAAGGAGGAGAAACAAUGAGACAUAUCUCACUGUUCCCAAUGUAUGAAUUUUUCAUUCUGAUUACUUGUGAUUCGCUUCAUAAACUAAGUUAACAGUAUUCAUAAAUCAUUAAACAUAUAUACUAACGAUGUCGAAAACAUGGAGAGACCGCUGAUCAUAGUUGAUUAUGUUUUAGUGGAGUUUAAGACAACAAAACAAUAAUACAUUAUAUACGGAAAAUUCUGUCUGUAAAUGAGUCAUUUGAAUGUCUCAUUCUGACUCAACAAACUGACCAAAGUUAAUACAAAAUUUGAAUGCGAAGAAAUUUUUAUAGGAAAAGUUUGAAACUAGAAAACAAGUUUGUAAUGCCUGUUGUUCUGGACAUUUCUUUCCUUGACAAGGAAUUAAUAAAAAGCUGUUGCCUAACCUCACAACACAUUGGAAGGCAAAAAGAACAAUCUGCUAUUUCAUUUCAUAUAGGUUUUUCUCAUUGUUCUUACUAGUCACAUCUCACUCUUCCAAUCAUUAGAUUCUCAAUGGUACAGCGAGGCAAUUUAAUUUUCAAAUUUUUAAUGCUUUUGCAAUUGAUUGUGGUAAAUCGGUUAAUGUAGUCAGAUAUAUGCCAUGAAUUGCACAAAAAAUUGAGAAGAUACAAUAUUUUCUUUCAGUGUCCAAUUUAUUAUUAUUUUUUUGCGUUUCACCGCUUCCACUUUUCCCCUAUACCAAAGUCAUUAUUUAGACACAAAUUUCUAGGUAAUCCCUAAUUUUUCAUGUAAUUAGAAGAUUUAGAAGUUGCUUCUUUAUCCAAGGUUCGCCUGCAAUUUCCAUUAUGAGUUGGAUUUUGUUGUUGCAAUCACGGUGAAAUUCCGUCCUUCAGAGAUUGUAUGAACGAUCGACAAAUGUUAAUGCAAACUUCUGUAUUGGAAGGAAACAAAUAUAUGUUUAUUGAUUUAUACAUAAAUACACAUAUGUAUUUAUAUUUCGUGUACGAAAAAGUGAAAAUAUUGAACAACAAAGUCAUGAUCAUUAUAAAUUACGAGCGUUUUUAAGUUCAGGAAUGAAAAACCACCCUUAAAAUAGUCUGUCAGUAAAGCCAGAAAAAUACUGCAUAAACCAGA